CUCGACUGCUGCAUCUACUCCUCCUGCUCCUCCUCCUGCUCCUCAUCCUCCUCCUCCCACUCCUUCUUCCUCCCCUCCAAUGCUGUAGAAUGUGACGCCAAUGCCAUCGCUUCACCUCUCCGCCUUCACAACUACAUCUCACAAUCAGGCAGACGCAAGUCGCAAGUAAUCCUGGGACUUCAGUUGACCGAGACAGCGAUGGCGUGGUGGGUGCAAGGAGCAACGGACGACGCAGAUCCUCCUCCUCCUCCUCCUCUUGCCCUCUUGUGCAUUGCCUUCCCCGCACCCAUUGCGGAGUCAGUGCUUGUAUAG
Molecule: messenger RNA, 312 nt
Organism: Hydatigera taeniaeformis
Lineage: Eukaryota; Metazoa; Platyhelminthes; Cestoda; Cyclophyllidea; Taeniidae
Source: the annotation of a GenBank genome assembly